Messenger RNA from Drosophila busckii, 1596 nucleotides. RefSeq names its product septin-2 (gene Septin2). NCBI's taxonomy places the organism in Eukaryota, Metazoa, Arthropoda, Insecta, Diptera, Drosophilidae. Gene Ontology annotation, molecular function: GTPase activity; molecular adaptor activity; GTP binding. The transcript is spliced from 2 exons. Gene Ontology annotation, biological process: cytoskeleton-dependent cytokinesis. Gene Ontology annotation, cellular component: septin ring; septin complex; cell division site. The coding region runs from base 217 to 1476 and encodes 419 amino acids. The record is from RefSeq and is a predicted model, not a curated record.
AUAUUUUCUUGUCCUUAUCUUUAAAUAAAAAGUUUUUUGCUACCUAAAAGAAAAUUAGUAAAAUCUAAGCAAACAGGAAGUAGAAUUGUCCUCUAAUAUAGCCCAUAAUUUUCUCAAAGUUUGCGGCUUAAUAAUUGUACUUGCUGGCGACGCCUUUGCUAAGCCUCUGUUUUGUGUACGUGUGUGUCUGUAUCUGUUUUGUGAAAAUUGUAAAAAAUGUCUGCCGAAGUAGACUUUAUAAAUAAAAAAGAAGUGCAUUUGCGCACACUGAAGCAAUCCGGACACGUAGGAUUCGAUAGCUUACCGGAUCAGUUGGUCAACAAGAGCGUACAAAAUGGAUUCGUUUUCAACGUCAUGUGUAUUGGCGAGACGGGAUUGGGAAAAUCCACGUUGAUGGACACAUUGUUCAACACAAGCUUUGAAUCGACACCCAGUCCUCAUACACUGCCCAGCGUCAAAUUGAAGGCGCAUACUUACGAGCUGCAAGAGAGUAAUGUGCGUCUUAAGCUAACGAUUUGUGACACUGUGGGUUACGGCGAUCAAAUUAACAAGGAUGACUCCUUCAAAGCUGUCGUCGACUAUAUUGAUGCACAGUUUGAGAGUUAUUUACAGGAGGAAUUAAAAAUCAAGCGGUCGCUGGUUACAUGUCAUGAUAGUCGCAUACACAUCUGUUUAUACUUCAUUUGUCCAACAGGACAUGGUCUGAAGUCCCUAGAUUUGGUGUGCAUGAAAAAGUUGGAUAGUAAAGUGAAUAUAAUACCAGUUAUAGCCAAAGCUGAUACGAUUUCCAAGGUCGAACUCCAACGGUUCAAAGCUAAGAUUAUACAGGAGCUAAACACAAAUGGUGUGCAUAUUUAUCAGUUUCCCACAGAUGAUGAAACCGUUGCAGAUACCAACAGCGUUAUGAACUCCCAUAUACCCUUUGCUGUUGUGGGCAGCACUGAGUUCAUUAAGGUGGGCAACAAGCUAAUACGUGCACGUCAGUAUCCUUGGGGCACUGUGCAGGUUGAGAAUGAGACUCACUGCGAUUUUGUCAAGCUGCGAGAAAUGCUUAUACGCACCAACAUGGAGGAUAUGCGUGAGAAGACCCACACGCGCCACUAUGAACUGUAUCGACAGAAGCGUCUCGAGCAAAUGGGAUUCAGUGAUGUGGACAGCGAGAACAAACCUGUCUCAUUCCAGCAGACCUUUGAAGCAAAACGCUCCAAUCAUUUGGCCGAGCUUCAAUCCAAAGAGGAAGAGGUGCGUCAGAUGUUUGUGCAGCGUGUCAAAGAGAAGGAAGCUGAGCUAAAAGAAAGCGAGAAAGAUUUGCAUUUAAAGUUUGAGAAAUUGAAGCGCGAUCAUGCCGAGGAGAAGCGUAAGCUAGAAGAAUCUCGUAAAGCUCUGGAGGAGGACUAUUUGGACUUUCAAAGACGCAAGCAACAGCUGGCUACGGCACAUCAUACACUCACGCUGGGCAAAAGCAAGAAGAAAUAGAUGUCAAUUUUUGAUUUGGCCAUAAAUCGAGUAUUUUGUGCGUUUUGCUUAUCCCAAAGUAAUUAAUGCUUUUCCAUCUCGUUAUAUUUCAUUUAUGCUAUUAAGUUUAUUUCAAAUAUU